GGCACCGGAAGUGCGUGGCCGCCGGGGCCAUGGCGGCGCUCGGCGUCGUCUUACUGCUGCUGGGGGCCGCGUCCUGGUCUCCGGCCUGGGCCUCGGCCUCGGGCAGGGAGUUCUGGCCCGGCCAGUCGGCGGCCGACAUCCUGUCGGGGGUGGCGUCCCGCAGAAGGUACCUUCUCUACGACGUGAACCCCCCUGAAGGCUUCAACCUCCGGCGGGACGUCUAUAUCCGCGUCGCCUCCCUGCUGAAGACCUUGCUGAAGACAGAGGAGUGGGUGCUGGUGCUGCCCCCCUGGGGCCGCCUCUACCACUGGCAGAGCCCUGACAUCCAUCAGGUCCGAAUCCCGUGGUCGGAGUUCUUCGAUCUCCCGAGUCUCAAUAAGAACAUUCCCAUCAUGGAGUAUGAGGAGUUCAUCGCAGAGUCUGGUGGCCCCUUUAUCGACCAGGUGUAUGUCCUACAGAGUUAUGCAGAAGGCUGGAAGGAGGGGGCCUGGGAGGAGAAGGUCGAUGACAGGCCGUGCAUCGAUCAGCUCCUGUACUCCCAGGACAAGCACGAGUACUACAGAGGAUGGUUUUGGGGUUAUGAAGAAACGAGGGGUUUGAACGUCUCCUGUCUGUCUGUCCAAGGAUCAGCUUCUAUCAUCGCUCCCAUCCUUCUGAAAAACACGUCGGCACGGUCCGUGAUGUUGGACAGAGCUGAGAACCUGCUCCAUGACCACUACGGGGGAAAGGAGUACUGGGACACGCGGCGGAGCAUGGUGUUCGCCCGGCACCUGCGGUUGGUGGGAGACGCCUUCAGGAGCCGGCACCUCAACUCCACCGACGCGGCUGACCGGAUCCCCUUCGAGGAGGACUGGACCAAGAUGAAGGUCGAGCUGGGCUCUUCGCUGGGAGGCCCGUACCUUGCCGUUCACCUGAGAAGGAAAGACUUCAUCUGGGGCCACCGCGAGGACGUGCCCAGCCUGGAGGGGGCCGCGAGCAAGAUCCGCAGCCUGCUGGAGGCCCACCGGCUCACAAAGGUCUUCGUGGCGACCGACGCGAUUCGCAAGGAAUAUGAGGAACUAAAAAAACUGCUGCCCGAGAUGGUGAGAUUCGAGCCGACCUGGGAGGAGCUGGAGCUCUACAAGGACGGCGGCGUCGCCAUCAUUGACCAGUGGAUCUGCGCGCAUGCCAGGUUUUUUAUCGGCACCUCAGUCUCCACGUUUUCCUUCCGGAUUCAUGAAGAGAGAGAGAUCCUGGGCUUGGAGCCCAGGACGACGUACAACAGGUUUUGUGGCGACCAGGAGAAGGCCUGCGAGCAGCCCACGCACUGGAGGAUCGCGUACUGAGGGGAUCCCCCUUGCCACGGGGUGGACCCACACACACCCCCUGACGUCACCGUCCCCCAUUGCGCGGUUGUCUCCGCCAGGCAGCUGCAGACGGUGCAGUUACCUCCCCAGGUUGCAGCUCCGAGGGGUCCCUGCAGAGCGUGGCAUCGGCACCUCCACACCCCCGCUGCACCCCGUCCCCGGGCGACCCCCGUUUAUUGCAUUCCGCCCUCGUGUGCCCCCUCCGGGGCUUCACUUGUGCUUUUGGUUACGAUCUGCGAGGCUGCACUCCAGUUGCAGAAAAGACCUGAGUGAUGGCAGGAACGGCGUUUUCUUCCUGGUCCCGCCUGGGAGGGCUUUUUACCUGCCUCCUGUCCACUGCCCGUUACCUGAGCCGAGGAGGGAACCUGAAGGCCCCUUGGGGUGUGGACAGAGGGGCCGACACGGCGCGAGGUCUCUGGAUUGGGUGUGAUUCUCGGUCCGGACCAGUCACCUGGAGCCCCCACCUCCGCCCGCCCCCCCACCCGGCAUGGCCACGUCUUCACCUUUGGGGCUGAGCCGGCGUGGCCGCGGCCUCCCCCUCCCCGGAUGUCAGGAGGGCCAGGAACCUCCGUGGCAGGGUCAGGGGAGUGUCGAUCGAUCUGUGAAGGGAGGACAGGCCUCAGUGGUUGUCUGCAGAAGGCCCCCACCCAGUUCUCUCCGCCCAGCACCCUGCCUGGCGGCUUCCCUGGCUCCCGCUGCCACCGUCAGUCCCCCUGAGACUGUCCCCGUGGCCACGCAGCAGCCGUAAAGCUGGGGGUGGCCUAACAUUUGUCCACCCACCGUAGGGCCCGGCUGUCCCUCCGCUGCCACCAGCACAUGGGUGGGGCCUCUCUUGCCAGCCAUGUCGCCUGUCGGCACGGGAACCGCCAGCUCCGGAGGCCACCUUCACGGUGGACUGCUGUAUUCAGUGUUCCAUGCUGUUUUAAAGGUGUUUCUAGUGCUUGGCGGUGCCUCUGCAGGAGCUUUCCUCCAAAGAAGGGGUCAUGUGGGCUCCGCCAGGUGGUGUGGGGUGCAGCUCACUGGGCCUCGGGGUCAGGGCCUGGGAACACUGACAGCACCCCGACCUCCAGAGCCGCGGCCGAGCCCCCUUGACCCAUGAACCCCCCACCCUUCCCCGUGGCCGCAGGUGCUCGCUCGGGGGCCUGAGGGCCCCUCCCACCCUCUGCCCGGCAGCCUCAGCCCCUGAAAGGUGAGGAGCAGGGGCGCUGCUUGGGGGAGCCAGAAGCAGGAGGCUGCAGGGGGACACCAGUGCAGCGCCUUUGCCGUGUCCUCCCAGAGCUUUUUAAAAAUGACGUCACGUUCACCCUGACAUUGAACACGAGACGGGGUUAUGGAGUGUCACUCAGAGCUGUGCAGGGUAAAAUGGUGAAAGUAUUUAUUCUUUUUCCAUUUGUACAUUCAUACAUUAGUAAAAUAAAUUUUCUAGAAAGCUGGA
Messenger RNA from Choloepus didactylus (southern two-toed sloth), 2781 nucleotides. RefSeq names its product protein O-fucosyltransferase 2 (gene POFUT2). Gene Ontology annotation, biological process: protein O-linked glycosylation via fucose. Gene Ontology annotation, molecular function: peptide-O-fucosyltransferase activity. Lineage: Eukaryota; Metazoa; Chordata; Mammalia; Pilosa; Megalonychidae. The record is from RefSeq and is a predicted model, not a curated record. Bases 30 to 1325 code for a protein of 431 amino acids. The transcript has 9 exons.